AUGAUUUGUGUAGGGAUCCUCCUAUUGGCUGGACUUAUGACACAAAGCUUGGAGGAGAGCACACCGUACGAUUCUCUCUUACCUAAACAUUUCAAAUGUCCGCGAAACCAGUUUUUCCUAUACCCAUGCGAAUGUGUGGCUGGAGGUCAAAGAGGCGUGUCCAUCUCUUGCGAAAAUGCUAACCUAGCUAUGGUGGCAGUAGGACUGAACAAUGCCAAACAGCCUUUCGAAACAAUUGUAAUUAGAAGAUCGGACAUUAAGAAGCUCUUCGGCGGGCUGUUCAGAAACAUGACUAUCUACAGUCUUCAAAUUACUCACAAUAAUCUCCAGGAGGUCUCAGAAGAGGUCACAGAACCUCUUGGUGCCACUUUGGAGAGUUUAAGUCUCGAAGGUAAUCGUCUGACGAAGGUCCCAGUUUCAGCGAUCAGUAAAAUAUCCAAGAUAAUCUCAUUAAACCUGGCACACAAUCAGAUCAGUAUCAUAGAAAACCAAGCUUUUAGCAAACUACUUCAUUUAAAAGAGUUAAGACUCGAUCAUAAUCGAAUUAAUAAAAUCGACUCACGUGCCUUCACUGGCCUCAACAAUUUGGUUCUUCUUCACCUUCAACAUAAUAACCUCAGGAACUUUCAGAGAUCACUGUUUGCCCCCUUAAGAUAUUUAAAAUAUUUAGAUCUUUCUACUAAUAACUUUAAAACGUUUAGCAGACGCGAUUUUAGUCGUCUACGAAAUUUGUGGUUCUUGAACUGUUCCAAGAACCUUAUUGAGAGUUUACCACUCUCCGUGUUUUGGAGGAACUCUUAUCUUAGCGUUUUGAAUAUGGCGGACAAUAAACUAGAAACUGUCAAUAGCUUCGUAUUCCACGGUGCUCGUACUCUACGCGAUUUGUACUUACAAAGAAACCGCAUCAAGGAGAUUUCUGGAAAUGCCUUUUCCAGGACUCGCCACUUGCGAAUUCUUGAUCUAGAGGGAAAUCUAUUGGAAGAGUUAAAUCGUAUGAUGUUUAGUAAAUUGUCAAGACUUGAACACCUUGAUCUGAGUCACAAUAGAAUAUCAAGAGUUUCAAACAGUGCUCUGAAGGUGAUGUUUCAGGUCAACAUAGAUCUCAGCCACAAUCACAUCUCUACGAUCAGUGAAGGAGCUUUCCAGCUACUGAGGAAUGUUUCUGUGUUCGACUUAUCCCACAAUAAUCUGACAGAACUGAACGAUCGGGCGUUUCUCACCUGUGACAUCGCUGAAAUCCGAUUAAACCACAAUUAUCUAUCAAAAAUCUCACUGACAAACCUGACCGGUCUGAAGAUUGUUAACAUUAACCACAAUUCCUUAACUGAGAUUACCAUCAAGUCUUUGACAGUUAAACAUCUCCACGAGGUUCACACUCUUGAUCUUAGUCACAAUAAUAUCUCAGGGUCAACAGCACGCGUCUUUGACAAACUCACCAGCCUUAGACAUCUUUAUCUGCAACAUAACCAGUUACAGGCAUUGGAAUAUGAAUCAUUCGGGUCUCUGAGUACUCUCUUAGACUUGGACUUGAGUUACAAUAAGAUCUCAGAGGUUAGUUACAGGACUUUCACUAGAAUGUUAUCAAUCAGAAGACUGUACCUCAACAACAACCGAAUUCAAAAAAUGUUUGGUCUUCCUAUAAGUCUCAGUGAACUACAUUUAGAAAAUAACGAAUUGAAUCACAUUUAUCCCGAUACUUUUAGUAGAAUGAACUCUCUUCUUCGACUAUAUCUCGACCACAACAAUUUGUCUGAUCUAGAACAGGGAUCUUUCAAAAACUUGAUUGUGUUAAAUACACUCUCCUUAGGCUUUAAUAACAUAGAAGAAAUUCCCUGGGAAGCGUUAGAGCAGCUGAGUUCAUUGCAGAAUCUAUAUUUUCAUAACAACAGAAUUAUCUCUUUAAAAGAAAAUGCCUUUGGUAACUUGCCAACUGUUUGCUGUUUACAAUUACAGUUCAACAACAUCCAAAGUUUAAGUGUAAAUACCUUCAGAGGGCUGUCACAGCUACUGACGUUGGACAUGAGUUACAAUAACAUAACAUAUUUGCCACCAGAGGUCUUUAAAGGACUGGUAUCACUGCGAAAUCUGGAUCUUGCUCAUAACCGACUUUCUAAGCUACAGAAUGGAACCGACGGAGUUCUGGAUGACGUGAUAUCGAUAGAAAAGGUCAAUCUGUCUCGAAACCGUUUCUCAGUCAUCACAAGAAAAACUUUCCCUAAUUCUCCAUACAUUCCCUAUAGACUAAGAUACGUUGAUUUAAGCUACAACUCCAUAAGUACUGUAACGGAAACUCUUGCUGGUACUCUCACCAAGGUGGAAUAUCUAAACUUAAGUCACAAUGUGAUAAACAGAACAAAGCCACGUGUCAUGGAGAAAAUGACUCGACUUCAGAUUUUAGAUUUAUCAUACAAUCAAUUCAAAAGCUUCCCUAGUGGUUGCUUCGGAAACUUGCCCAGCUUAUCACUCCUUGAUAUAAGUCACAACAAGCUGAUUACUUUCGAUACCAAUGAAACUGACAAUAUGAAGGAGCUAAAGAAGCUGGACCUCAGAUUUAAUCAAAUUUCCGUCUUUGACGAAGAAUUACUCCCCAAAAUGAGACAAAAUUUAACAGUUCUUUACGAAG
Limulus polyphemus (Atlantic horseshoe crab) is the source of this 2623-nucleotide messenger RNA. Its product is annotated as insulin-like growth factor-binding protein complex acid labile subunit. Gene Ontology annotation, molecular function: protein binding. The annotation marks the transcript as partial. Lineage: Eukaryota; Metazoa; Arthropoda; Merostomata; Xiphosura; Limulidae. The record is from RefSeq and is a predicted model, not a curated record. The transcript has a single exon.